This is a messenger RNA of Sciurus carolinensis (gray squirrel), 5318 nucleotides long. RefSeq names its product phosphate regulating endopeptidase X-linked (gene Phex). Bases 1 to 2250 code for a protein of 749 amino acids. NCBI's taxonomy places the organism in Eukaryota, Metazoa, Chordata, Mammalia, Rodentia, Sciuridae. Gene Ontology annotation, biological process: protein processing. Gene Ontology annotation, cellular component: plasma membrane. The transcript is spliced from 22 exons. The record is from RefSeq and is a predicted model, not a curated record. Gene Ontology annotation, molecular function: metalloendopeptidase activity.
AUGGAACCAGAAACGGGGAGCAGCAUAGAGACUAGAAAGGGGGCCAACAGAGGCACUCGAGUCGCCCUCGCUGUGUUUAUUGGUGGCACUGUGGUGCUGGGCACGAUCCUCUUUCUAGUGAGUCAAGGUCUCUUAAAUUUCCAAGCUAAACAGGAGUACUGCCUGAAACCAGAGUGCAUCGAAGCUGCUGCUGCCAUCUUGAGUAAAGUAAAUCUGUCUGUGGAUCCUUGUGAUAAUUUCUUCCGGUUUGCUUGCGAUGGGUGGAUAAACAAUAAUCCAAUUCCUGAAGAUAUGCCAAGUUAUGGGGUUUAUCCUUGGCUGAGACAUAAUGUUGACCUCAAGUUGAAGGUACUGUUGGAGAAAUCAAUCAGUAGAAGGCGUGACUCUGAGGCCAUACAGAAAGCCAAAAUCCUUUAUUCAUCCUGCAUGAAUGAGAAAGCCAUCGAAAAAGCAGAUGCCAAACCACUGCUCCACAUUCUGCGGCAUUCACCUUUCCGCUGGCCUGUACUUGAAGCUAAUAUUGGUCCUGAAGGAGUUUGGUCAGAGAGAAAAUUCAGCCUUCUGCAGACACUUGCAACAUUUCGUGGUCAAUACAGCAAUUCUGUGUUCAUCCGUUUGUAUGUGUCCCCUGAUGACAAGGCAUCCAAUGAACACAUUUUGAAGCUGGACCAAGCAACACUCUCCUUAGCUGUGAGGGAAGACUACCUUGACAACAGUACAGAAGCCAAAUCAUAUCGGGAUGCCCUUUAUAGGUUCAUGGUGGACACUGCCGUGCUUUUAGGAGCUAACAGCUCCCGAGCAGAGCAUGACAUGAAGUCAGUGCUUAGAUUAGAAAUUAAGAUAGCUGAGAUAAUGAUUCCACAUGAAAACCGAACCAGUGAAGCCAUGUACAACAAAAUGAACAUUUCCGAACUGAGUGCCAUGAUCCCCCAGUUUGACUGGCUGGGUUACAUCAAGAAGGUCAUUGAUGUCAGACUGUAUCCGCACCUGAAAGACAUUGGCCCCUCCGAGAAUGUGGUGGUCCGCGUCCCGCAGUACUUUAAAGAUUUGUUUAGGAUAUUAGGCUCUGAGAGAAAGAAGACCAUUGCCAACUAUUUGGUGUGGAGAAUGGUUUAUUCCAGAAUUCCAAACCUUAGCAGGCGCUUUCAAUAUAGAUGGCUGGAAUUCUCACGGGUGAUCCAGGGGACCACAACUUUGCUGCCUCAAUGGGACAAAUGUGUAAACUUUAUUGAAAGUGCCCUCCCUUACGUUGUUGGAAAAAUGUUUGUGGAUGUGCACUUCCAGGAAGAUAAGAAGGAGAUGAUGGAGGAAUUGAUUGAGGGUGUUCGCUGGGCCUUCAUUGACAUGCUGGAGAAAGAAAAUGACUGGAUGGAUGCAGGGACAAAAAGGAAAGCCAAAGAAAAGGCAAGAGCUGUUUUGGCAAAAGUUGGCUACCCUGAGUUUAUAAUGAAUGAUACUCAUGUUAAUGAAGACCUCAAGGCAAUCAAAUUUUCAGAAUCGGACUACUUUGGCAACGUUCUGCAAACCCGAAAGUAUUUAGCACAGUCUGAUUUCGUCUGGCUAAGAAAAGCUGUUCCAAAAACAGAGUGGUUUACAAAUCCAACAACUGUCAAUGCCUUCUAUAGUGCGUCUACCAACCAGAUCCGAUUUCCAGCAGGAGAACUGCAAAAGCCUUUCUUUUGGGGAACAGAAUAUCCUCGAUCUCUGAGUUAUGGUGCUAUAGGAGUAAUUGUUGGACAUGAGUUUACACAUGGAUUCGAUAAUAAUGGUAGAAAAUAUGAUAAAAAUGGAAACCUGGAUCCUUGGUGGUCUAUGGAUUCAGAAGAAAAGUUUAAAGAAAAAACAAAGUGCAUGAUUAACCAGUACAGCAACUAUUAUUGGAAGAAAGCUGGCUUAAAUGUGAAGGGGAAGAGGACCCUGGGAGAAAAUAUUGCCGAUAAUGGAGGUCUGCGGGAAGCUUUUAGGGCUUAUAGGAAAUGGGUAAAUGACAGAAGGCAGGGAGUUGAGGAGCCUCUCUUACCAGGCAUCACAUUCAACAACAACCAGCUCUUCUUCCUGAGUUAUGCUCAUGUGAGGUGCAAUUCCUAUAGACCAGAAGCUGCCCGAGAACAAGUCCAAAUUGGUGCUCACAGCCCCCCUCAAUUUAGAGUCAAUGGUGCCAUUAGCAACUUUGAAGAAUUCCAGAAGGCUUUUAACUGCCCACCUAAUUCCACGAUGAACAGAGGCAUGGAUUCCUGUCGACUCUGGUAGCUGGAGUGCUGGAUUCUGCCAUCCUGAGAGAACUACUCACUUAUUUAGACCUAUAUUCCCCUGAGGACUUUUAUUUUUGAUGCAUUUUCAUUAUUUGGGUAGAUGACCUGCUUGGAUCUAAAUAGUAUCUGUUCAGAGUCAUAGAUCUUAAAAAAGGGAAUAUAAGAAAUGCACCAUGUGUUUUUCUUUAGAAAAUCAAACCAACAAAAGUAAAUCCCUGGGCUACUUGUGUUAAAAUGCUUUCUGCUGAAUUCUUCCUAUUUUCCAUUUUAGUCUUUUAGCCACAGCUCAGUGGUACAUACCAUUUCAAUGUAUAGCUUUCCAGGGGUCCUAGGUAGAAUGUGUUCAUCAAAAAGUUCAGUCCAGUAAACUUGUAACCCUCAGUGAUGAAGACAUGUGUAUGCAUACAUGGAAGGCCUUGCUGCUCUGUGGACUGCAUUGCUAGAUUUCAUGGGCAGUCAUUACUACAGCAUUUCUUAAUGCUAAGGUAGUUAAACAAAAACUAUGUUGGAUCUCCAUUACAUUUUUAAAUGAAGUUCUUGCUUUCAGCUUUGGAGUCUCUCUGAAUGAAAAUGUGCCUCAUAAUUUGCAUCUGAUUGCCCUGUUCAGGUAAAGGUUGAGUUUAUCAAAUAGGAAGAAAAGGAAAUAUUAAGUUCCAAAAGAAGUAAAAACUCCUAGUCAUGCAACAACAGGGAAAUUAGGAGAUGAAAUCUUCAAAAUUUUAUCUAGUCUGUAUGAUCCUGUUUCUGUAACGAGCAGGUAUUGAGAGGAGGAUUUUCCAAUUCCCCAUUAGAAACACAUGGCUUUCAUUUUCCUUUAGUGCAAAGGGACAAAUGCUACAUUUAGAGAAAGCAAAAUGCUCUUCUAUUUCAUUUCAGUUAAUGUUCCCUCUCUUUAAAAAGAAAACCUUUAAAAAUUUUCUUGAUUGAAGCCAUUUUAGGAUAUAUUGAUUCAAUUUAAAAUCCUCUGAAUAGAACGAAGGAAUAUAAUUUUUACUUUUCAAGUCUCUGAAGAAAGAGCAGUACUAUGUUUUUGAUCCUUGGAGCAUUAUCCUUUUAAGUGAACUCCUCUAUCUCUUAGUGUGUGUGUAUGUAGGAUAAAAUUGUAAUAGCAUUAAAGUGGUUACCUGGCGUUUCGUUUCUUAACAUAGGCUCCCCUACCCCAUCACAUUAUUCAUUGUACAUGAGGUACUGGGUUAAGUGGGUCAAUAAGAAAAUCUCGAAAGCAAAAUGACAAAUUCAGACUAACCACAGGAGGUCAUUUUGCAUCCCUGUGACUUGUCAUCCUUUUAAAAGACAUAUGAGUGUGUGCCACGUCCUUUUGUAACCAUGGGAACUUCUGAAGGGAGAAAAAUGGAGGGGCACAAUCAUGAGGAAAACAAUUACACUGCAUUAGUCAGAGGAGAGUGAUUUUCCCCUUGACUUCCUCCUCUCUGAAUGGAUAAACUUCUGAAGGGCAGCUACCUUUUCCUCCUCUUAACCACAGCUUAAUGUGACCUUAAUAUGUAUGUCUAAAAACAAGUAGUAUUAGGUCACGGGUGCUGGAAAUGCAUGUGCCUUUUCUUUGGAGUAAGGAUUUCAAUUUGAUUUAGACGUGUAAAAUAUUGUUUUAUUUCUGUACUUGAGUGCUUAAAAUUAGCUAGGUUUGUCAUGCUUAUAUGAAUAGUACUUUCCUUUUAGACUUCUUUUUAAAAUUCCAAAUAAACACAUUCCUGCAGGUCAGAGAAAGUGUUUGAUAAAAGCAUAGAAUUAUGAUUUUGGAUGUAGAAAUUAAGUCACUUGUUGGUCCAGGAAAACUGGUUGGUGAUCAGUUGGGGCUCUCACAGCUUCUAGAUGACAGGGUUCCCUUGUCCUGUUUAACUUUGCUUGAUGUAACUCAGUUCUACUGAAAAUUGUAUAUAGUAUGGCCAUUAUUAAAACAUACCAAAGUAGCAAUACCAAAUCAUCAGUAUUAACUAAGACAAUUUCAUAGGAUCAGAUUUCCAAGUGCUUGUGUUUAACUCUUCAAAUUAUACUAUCCUUGUCCUUCUCUUUGAUACAGACUGCUAAAAGAAACAGACAUUGAUUUAGUUGUAAAGGGAGGAAGAUAAGAUACAACUAGAAAGGAAAGGGGAAAGGUAGACAGAAACUGGCCUAAGAAUGUGGCUCUGAAGAAGAAGACAGGAUUUUGGAGAUCCUUGCUGAGCAAAUGUAUUGGAGGAGAGCCAUAAAGUUUUACAAAAAUCAUUAUGGUAAAUUAAAAGUAAAUUACAUAUUGGAUCCCAGACUGGGGUUGCAAUUACACAUUUCUCUGAUCCAUGUACCAGGUGUUCUCUUGUGAACUUUUAUCUGGGCAUUGGAAGGGGUUAGGUUUGUUAGUUAAGUCCUCCUGGAGUAAUUAAGAAUUCUGUGUAUAUAAAAUGGUAUUGUUUGGACUUACUACCAUUGCCCAAAGUUUGCUGAGCUUUUCACCAACUGCUCAGCAUUGGCUUCCUAUUUCCAUUUUUUUCCUUUUAUGAGAUGAACUGGGAUAUGACUAAUGCAAGCUCAGGAUUCAUAAAUUAUCCUCAAGUUUAUUUAGUGCCUUGCCUCAAUGGAGCUUAAAGCACAGCACAUAAAUUUUAUCACUAAGAAGCAACUAUGAACUAUGGCUUGCCAGACAGGUUAUGCUCAUGCUAGAGAAAUGGACAGGCUUGAAAUUUCUUGUCAGGUAUCUCAGAGUGAGAAAAGACAAAGUCUUUAUACUUUGGAUUACUGAACUCUGUAUUAAUCUUCAUCCCUUAGAACACACAUUUCCAAAUAUAUUUGGAAUAUAUCCAUCAAUAUUUCUAUAAUCAAAGCAUUUAAUAGGCUUCUUCCUUGAUAUUUUUAACAUAAUGACUCAGUUACAUCUGAAUUAUGGAAGAAUAUUUGACUGUUUCAAACAACAUUCUCAUCACCAGUAGAAGUGUCCCACUGGUUCAAAGAAAGGUGUUUUUUGAUUAUGCAUUUUUUAUCUAAACAGUCUGUGAGACUAGUUUGGUUGUUUUCUUACCCUACUUGUGAAACAAUGAGAACAGUCAUUUUAAGGAUAAUAAAAAGUUGAUUGAA